Molecule: messenger RNA, 1492 nt
Organism: Loxodonta africana (African savanna elephant)
Lineage: Eukaryota; Metazoa; Chordata; Mammalia; Proboscidea; Elephantidae
Product: olfactory receptor 51B4-like
Exons: 1
Coding region: 437-1363 (308 amino acids)
Biological process (GO): G protein-coupled receptor signaling pathway
Cellular component (GO): plasma membrane
Molecular function (GO): G protein-coupled receptor activity; olfactory receptor activity
Source: RefSeq, a predicted model, not a curated record
UUGGUUGAAGAGAGAAAAUCUGAAAUGACCCUUGUUGGAGAUAAAUACAGCAAAGGCCUACAUCAGAGGGAUACUAUGAGGAGGAGUAAAUGAGUAAAGGGAACUGAAUGGAGCCAAAGGUGUGAUAGUGGAGACUAGGAGUGAAGGCUAGGAACACAGAAGUAAGAUGUAUGAUUGAAAGAAUGAUAGCUGGAUGCUGAACAGUAAGUGGUUGUGAUUAUUAUCAUGAUUAUUGUUGUUUGUUUUUCUAGGCAAAGGCCCUGUGAAUACAGGUAUAUAACCAGUUAGGACUGAACCGACCUACAGAAUAAAUUUAAGAUUUGAGGCAAAAAGUGGUCCAAUGAUGUGCUACAAGAAGAUAGUGAAAGAAAGAAAGAAGAUUUUAUUUACAGAACAUAACCCCUGGUAAAUCUCUUCUUCAUCUACAAAACUUACCAUGUGGUCCAACAAUAGUGCUGCCCCCUUUUUGCUGACUGGAUUCCUGGGCUUAGAGACAAUUCACCACUGGAUUGCUAUUCCUUUUUUUCUCAUCUACCUCUCUAUUAUCUUUGGCAACAGCAUACUUCUCUUCCUCAUUCUGAGUGACCACAGUCUUCAUGAACCCAUGUACUACUUCCUGGCAAUGUUGGCAGGCACAGACCUGGGGAUUACACUAACUACAAUGCCCACAGUCCUGGGUGUCCUAAUGUUGAACCAGAGGAAGAUUGCACAGAGCGCCUGCUUCACUCAGUCCUACUUCAUUCACUCACUGGCCAUUGUAGAGUCAGGUGUCUUGCUUGCCAUGGCCUAUGAUCGUUUUAUUGCCAUUUGCUCCCCUCUGAGGUACAACUCCAUUCUUAUCAGUUCCCGGGUGAUGAAGGUAGGGCUAGGGGUACUGAUGAGGGGCUUUGUGUUCAUUGUGCCCCCAAUUGUGCCACUCUAUUGGUUUCCAUAUUGUCGUUCUCAUGUUCUCUCCCAUGCUUUCUGUCUCCACCAAGAUGUCAUGAAACUUGCUUGUGCUGAUAUUACAUUUAAUCGCCUGUAUCCAGUAGCUCUGGUCGCUUUGACUUUCUUCCUGGAUGCUCUAAUUAUCCUCAUCUCUUAUAUUCUAAUCCUGAAAACAGUUAUGGGCAUUGCCUCUGGAGAGGAACAAGCCAAGGCCCUCAACACCUGUGUCUCCCAUAUUAGCUGUGUUCUAGUGUUUUAUAUCACUGUGAUUGGCUUGACCUUUAUCCACCGGUUUGGAAAACAUGUACCACGUGUAGUCCACCUUACCAUGAGCUAUUUCUACCUUCUCUUUCCUCCAUUCAUGAACCCUGUUAUAUACAGCAUCAAGACCAAACAGAUUCAGAAAAGCAUCAUUUGUUUAUUCUCUACACAGUAGGGCUUGAGCUUUUAUUUUGAAAUCUUGAGAUCUUCAGGACAACUUGGUGUCUUGGAAUUAUACCUAGCCUAUUUUUUCAUAGUUAGAUUAGAUUUUACUUUUUACAUAAAUUUAGAGUAACCUGAAUGG